Molecule: messenger RNA, 522 nt
Organism: Oldenlandia corymbosa var. corymbosa
Lineage: Eukaryota; Viridiplantae; Streptophyta; Magnoliopsida; Gentianales; Rubiaceae
Source: the annotation of a GenBank genome assembly
AUGGCCCAGUUUAUCACCUACAACCAACUUCGAGCGGAGUUUAUGGAGUACAAUUUGAUGUCGGAAAAGGCUAUCAAAGGACAUCAAGCUCUGUUACUGGGACUAGUUCUCCAACACUUGUAUGAUGAUAUCCUCCAGCCUGUUGCACUUUUCCAAUUCACUGAACAGAACUACAACCAAACUAGUGCAUUGUUUGUCAUACCUCCAACACACCCUUACAUUAGAUUGGAUGGGGUUACUGACCUGAAGUUUUUUCAGAACAUCUUCCGCAACCUUCACCAGAUUGCACCCGAUGGCAAGAUCUUUUUGUCGCCAUCGCAUUACCUGGAUGUUGCACAAGUGCAACUCAUACAAGUUGCAUUUGUGCUUCAGUUUGGCUUUGAUGCGGAGCCUGAGCUCCACAAGGACAGGCUUUACUGCAUGGGCAUUAAUGAUGAUGCAGAGUUGUACAUUCACGAGGUUAUCAUGCAUGAUGAGUGCCAAGCCCACGGCUUCAAUUGGGUUCACAAUCAUGAGGCCUGA